Messenger RNA from Phaeoacremonium minimum UCRPA7, 888 nucleotides. RefSeq names its product putative class ii aldolase and adducin domain-containing protein. Gene Ontology annotation, molecular function: actin filament binding. NCBI's taxonomy places the organism in Eukaryota, Fungi, Ascomycota, Sordariomycetes, Togniniales, Togniniaceae. Bases 1 to 888 code for a protein of 295 amino acids. The record is from RefSeq and is a predicted model, not a curated record. Gene Ontology annotation, cellular component: cytoskeleton. The transcript is spliced from 2 exons.
AUGUCGUCUACCACCACGGUCACUAAAGCUGCUUCUGUGCCCAUCAAGACCGGCGGGUCGGCGCUCAACUCAGAAAACAGGGACGGGCAGGUUAAGAGGAUCCACCACAUCCCGCGCCCCGAGUCGAAGGAGGCCCAGCGGAGAUGGCAGCUUGAACAGAUGGCGGGUGCCUUCCGAAUCUUCGCCAAGCUGGGCUUUGCGGAUGGUGCCAGCGGACACAUCAGCCUGAGAGACCCCGUCGAUCCGGAAACGUUUUGGAUUAACCCGUAUGGCGUGCAUUUUGCCCUUCUCAAGGUGUCUGACAUGGUCCAAGUCGAUGCCGAUGGAAACCGUAUCGGUGGCGCUGACAAGCCCGUAAACACUGCCGGCUUCAUCAUCCACAGCGCUAUUCAUGCCAGACGGCCAGAUGUCCACGCUGCCUGUCACAUGCACAGUCCAUACGGCAGGGCAUGGUCUACAUUCGGUCGGCCUAUCGACAUGCUCAAUCAGGACAGCUGUAUGUUCUACGAAGACCUGUCCGUGUAUGCCAACUUCGGUGGUGUAGUCUUUGCGAAAGAGGAAGGUGGCAGACUCGCCGACUGCUUAGGGCCACGUAAUAAAAACAUCAUCCUGCAGAACCACGGCCUGCUAACCUGCGGCUCAACGAUCGCUGAGGCUGCUGCGUUCUUCAUUGCUUUAGAGCGAGCAUGUCACGCCCAGCUGUUGGUCGAGGGAUCUGUUGCUCCCGGAACAAAUGGCGCGGUAACUGGCCUACAGAAAACGAUAGUAAGUGCCGACGAGGCCGCGUAUACCAAGAAGGGAACAGGCACUCCUGAGAUCAUGUAUAUGCAAUUCAUGCCGGAGUACGAUUUGAUGAUAAAAGAGACAAAUGGUGACUUUCUUCUAUAA